AGCAGCUCCGCGACUGCUUCCAACGGUCCUGCCGCAGUAUUUUUAGACGCGUCCUGCUGCGAACUCGCGCUCUCUCCAAUUUCGUUUUCGCGGCGAUCCGAUCGAUCUCCCAGCCGUUUCCAGUUAUUAACUGGACUAGGAUUAAACGCAGCAAGAAUUGAUAUUCACUUAAAAGUUUAAAUUCUAUUCACUAAAAAUGGCAGACGAUCAACAGGAGAUGAAUAACGAGGACUCGAAUGACAUGAACACCAAGUUCGGGUUACGAUUGAAGGGACGCAAAGGGGCCCUGAAAAAGAAGAACGUCUAUCAGAUCAAAGAUCAUCGGUUCAUUCCGAGGUUUUUUAAGCAGCCCACCUUUUGCUCCCAUUGCAAAGAUUUUAUUUGGGGCUUCGGAAAACAAGGUUACCAGUGUCAAGUGUGCAGCUUCGUUGUACACAAGCGCUGCCAUGAGUACGUCACAUUUAAAUGUCCUGGGGCCGAUAAAGGAGCUGAUUCGGAUGACACCCGAACAAAACACAAUUUUAAAAUCCACACAUAUUCGUCUCCUACAUUUUGCGACCAUUGCGGAUCUCUGCUUUAUGGCGUCCUGCAUCAGGGCAUGAAGUGUACAGCAUGUGAUAUGAACGUUCACAAAAGGUGCGAGGAAAGUGUGCCAAACUUGUGCGGCUGCGAUCAUACCGAACGACGAGGGAGGAUUCAAUUGAAAAUUAGUUGUGUGGGCAAUAAGUUAACUGUUGUAGUAUGCCAGGGAAGAAACUUGAUACCCAUGGACCCAAACGGCUUGAGCGACCCAUACGUAAAAUUAAAACUAAUCCCGGGUGAUUCGGAUAAUGUCAAAAAGAAGACCAAGACCAUUAAAUCAAAUUUGAAUCCAGAGUGGAAUGAAACCCUUACUUUUGAUUUGAAGCCUGAAGACAAAGACCGUCGAUUGCUCCUAGAGGUAUGGGAUUGGGACAGAACGUCUCGAAAUGAUUUUAUGGGAUCCCUAUCAUUUGGGAUUUCGGAAAUUUUAAAAGCCCCCGCUGACGGUUGGUUUAAAUUACUUACUCAAGAGGAAGGAGAGUUUUAUAAUGUUCCGGUGCCGGAGGAGGGUAUUGAUAUUGCACAAAUUAAAACGCAAAUGAGGAAAACCUCUAUUACGAAGAAACCUUCCAUCACCCAAGACAAAGAUGUUCCACACAAUAUGGGCAAAAAAGACAUCAUUAGGGCAUCAGAUUUUAAUUUUUUGAUGGUGCUGGGAAAAGGAUCUUUUGGAAAGGUUAUGUUAGCCGAAAGAAAAGGCACUGAUGAAUUAUAUGCCAUUAAAAUUCUGAAAAAAGACAUAAUUAUUCAGGACGAUGACGUUGAAUGCACCAUGGUUGAGAAAAGGGUGUUGGCAUUAUCCAGUAAACCACCGUUUUUGGUUCAGUUACAUUCCUGCUUUCAAACUAUGGAUAGACUCUAUUUUGUGAUGGAAUACGUAAACGGGGGCGAUCUCAUGUUCCAAAUUCAACAAUGCGGCAAAUUUAAGGAACCUGUUGCUGUAUUUUAUUCGGCUGAAAUAGCCAUAGGUCUCUUUUACCUCCAUACAAGAGGAAUCGUCUACAGAGACUUAAAACUGGACAACGUCCUGCUAGAUCAAGACGGUCAUAUUAAAAUCGCCGAUUUUGGCAUGUGUAAGGAAGGCAUCAACGGUGAUAAAACUACCAAAACUUUUUGCGGUACUCCUGACUAUAUUGCACCUGAAAUUAUUUUAUACCAGCCUUAUGGAAAAUCGGUUGAUUGGUGGGCUUAUGGGGUGCUCCUGUACGAAAUGUUGGUAGGGCAACCACCGUUUGAUGGUGAAGAUGAAGAAGAAUUAUUUGCAUCUAUUACCGACCAUAAUGUUAGUUAUCCUAAAGGAUUGUCCAAGGAAGCAAAAGAAGUUUGCAAAGGGUUCCUGACUAAAAACCCAAAUAAGAGACUAGGGUGCGGAAACCGAGGCGAAGAAGAUGUGAGAGGCCACGUAUUUUUCCGGCGGAUCGAUUGGGACAAAAUCGAAAAUAGAGAGGUUCAGCCGCCUUUUAAACCCAAAAUCAAACACCGCAAAGAUGUGAGCAAUUUCGACAAGCAAUUUACGUCUGAAAAAACUGAUCUAACCCCUACAGAUAAAUUAUUUAUGAUGAACCUUGACCAAACAGAAUUUAUGGGAUUCUCUUUUUUGAAUCCCGAAUUCGUACAGCAUGUGUAAGUAAGCAUCAAUGGCUCAGUUUCCAAGGGAAAAGUUGUUUAUUCUGCUAUUGGAGAUAUUGGAAGAGUUAUCUUGAAAACACAUAUCUGUAUUUAUACUCUUCUUCAAUAUGGUAUAUUCCAGAUAUUAAAAGAGAGGUUGUUGACAUUCCAGUACUCUGUACAUAACAUUGUACCUUUUUAUGUUCCUAAAGGAAUGUUAUGCAUUUUAUUAUAGUUUACGCGAACUCAUCUCAGCGGGCAGAACAUUUCGAUUGAGAUAAUCAAGCACUAGUGCUUUCAGGGGAAUUUAUAAAUAGAAUCUUUUUUGGGAUAACCCUCGUAUAAACAUUUUACCACACACGCUAGCAUUUUAAGCAUCUCAGGCUAGAAAAGGAAUAAAUAAAUUAAUAAUAAUAUUUCUGCUAUAUUUACCGCGUUUAAGUGCAUUUUACAUUUUAAUCUAGUAUAGAUUCCAAUUUUGGUCAUCUAAUGUGAUUUUAAUGUUCUCGUAUAGAUUAUUUUAGAUUUAUAUAUGAAAUAGGUAUAUGGACACUAAUUCUUUUAAUUUUCUUUAAAAGUUAUUAUAAUUUAAUGCGAAUAUUUUAGGAGGUAAACAUCAUGACAAAGUUGACAUUUUCUUAUAUAUACAUGUAUCUGAUGCAAAUUAGAAGUUUUGGAAUAAAUGAAGACGUGAAAAAAGAAAUUAAUAAAAUACUCAAGACACACCUGCUUAAGCAUUUGAACAAGAUUAUGUCACAAAUAAAUUACACUCAAGAUAUGCGUCUCAUAGAAGAAAGUAUUUACUUUAAAAUUUCUUUCCUUAAGAUUUAUGUUGAUCUAUUAUUCCUUUUGGCGUGCUUGUUUACAUUCCAAAUUAAAUCAUCUGAUUUAGUAGAUCCCUAAAUAAUAAAGGAUGGAUUAUUGACUAAAGUUUUUAGUUAGAAGAGUCAUUUCUCUUUUUCAAAAACAUCAAAGAAAAUUAUUUUAAUUGAUAUCAUAUUUAAGAAUGUCCAUCCAUAAACAUCGCCAAGGGUAUCUGUUAUUUACUCAUUUUUGUCUUUCUGCUUAAUUUUAGCUGUAUAAUGAAACUCCGUGAAUCUAAAUCAUUUAAAACACAAUAUAUAUUGACUAAAAGUCAGAAAUCUUUAUAAUAAAGAUGAUGCUGGUGAAUGGUUUUUCUAGUAUCUGAUGAAAAGUACAAUUACUUCAAAUUGUGUAGAUUGCAUUAGUGUUACGGUAUUCAAAUCAUAAACGUCAGGUAAAUCUUGGAUUAUUCCACAUUUUUCGUAAUACUUACAGGUUUAUUAUAUAAUUUCUCAGUUACAUUACCUAUGAAUCAUCUUGAGAUGUUUAAUUAUAGCCUGAACUCGUUAGCAGGCCUCUUUCUGUAGUAUUGUCGGAUACCUACUUCUUAUAUGGUACUUACAAACGUUACUUACGUCAUAGGACAUAAAAUAGUGACAACAAACUCUAUAGAACCUUUUUUUGCAUUAUUUUUAUUAGUAUAGCAUUAGGAGCUUAACUAUGAUUCUGAUUAGAAUUAUUAAGUGAUUUAACUGCGAUGUAUCAAGGUGUCCAGAAAAUUGGACUCACUUGGUUACAUACAGAUGGGAUAAAAGCUGAAUCAACAUCAUGUUUAAACCAUACAUGUAGGAACUGACCGGCUUCUAUAAUUAUUAUGUUGCUUAUUGUUGAAAAAUUUACUAAAUUUCUGAAAAAAUCCAGUAAAAAUAUUAUAAAAUAUACAAAAAAGCAAUAAAGAAAAAAAAUCACAAUAACAAACUACAUAAGUAACAGAAAAAGGUAAAAAGCUAUACAUCUAUUUAUUUAUAGAAAAAAACAUAGGGUAGGCGCGCCUAAGAGUACGCACUUAAUAUUCUUUUCUACAUAAAACUACAAUAAAGAAAAAUAAAUAAAAAAAAUAGUGAGCAACCAAACAUAUAUUCUAUUAGCCAACAAAAAAACACAGUUCAAACCCUUUUUUAAAAAAAAUACAACUGCGUACUCUUAGCACCACAUAUGCCAAAGAGUAUGCAAAGGUUGGGCUAAGAAAUGUUUAAUUGCAUAGGUCGCAAUGGAAUUGCUUUUAUCCCAAGUAGCUUGUGCAAAUUUCCUGCCACCAGGACUUGCAUGUUGCGCACCUGACCCAAUCGCCUCGACCUUAAGAAUUGUUGUAGUUCUCUUCACAUUCAGGACAGACAGCAUCUUCUUGAUUGCUGUUGAUGCUGAUACUCAAAGCUUUCAAAGGCAUUUUCUUCUUCUUCUGCUUAGUGCUGUCAGUAAGUUUCCUUUUAAUGCUGCUCGUCUUGUUUUGGGAGGUGGAUUCUCGCAGUGAGUCUUUAUAAGGUGUAGAUGAUAAUAUUUCCGACCUAAAAAAUGUGAAAAUAUCUUUAUUAAAUACUAAAAGUAGGAGAGCUUUUAUUAUUAUUGUUGUUGCUGUUAUAAUUACCUUUUGGAGCGAACACUUCUAAUUUGCUCGGGUUUUGCCUUUGGUAGAGGUAUGAUCAUUUUUGGAGUGACUUCAGAUGUCCCAGGUACGGCAAGAUCACAUUUUUUAGGGGAAGAAAACAGUUUAGACUUUACAUUUUCGAUAUCUUCGCUACCUUGAAUAGAUUCUGAAUUUGGCAUUGGGUUAUUUAAACAACUGCUAUCAAUAUUUUUGGUUGGUGUUUUGAGACUAGCACCGUGUAUUUCUGUCGGAGUAACAGGCUCUUUACGUAUCCUAUCUUUCAAAACUGAAAUAGGCAAAUUGUCAUCAUCGUCGGAGUCGGAGUCGUGGUUGUCUAACACUUGAACAUUAUCUUCAUUUUCAUGUCGCCUAUGGUUUGUUGGUUCAAUGUGUAAGGCUCGAUCAGUUUCCUCUGAAGGUGCAAAAUCCUACUCUGUAAACACAUCUGGGUUAUAAGGAUACAAUCCUGUAUUUUCACAAAUCUGAAUUGUUGCAACCUUGGAAUAAGCUGCAUGAAAUAGUCUAGACAUUUGUUUCAGAGUCACUGGUCUACCAGGAUUUUGAAUCAUCCAUUUUUCGCUUUCAUUCGAGAAUGUAGUUUUCAAUGGACCAAAAAAGCAUUUAUCGAGGGGCUGCAUUUUGUGGCUCCCAUGGGGCGGCAAUGAUAGAAAAACUAUACAGUUAUUCCGACAAAAAUUAACUGCCUUACUGCUCUUCUAGGGUCGGUUCUAAUAACCUAUUUGUUGUCUCAGCCGGCUCAAAAAACUCGUCUGGGAUAAUAUGUGGAUGAAAUGGAUAAAUUCCCGUAUUUAAAAAUGCGCUUGUGGCAUUUUUAAUUGUAGCUGCUUUCCCGUAAGCAGACGUAAACAGUUCACCAAUUUGAUGUAGUGUUAUUACUCUCCCUGGAUGGUUUUUCAACCAAAGUGCACAUUCCUGGUUAUAAAAUGUCUUUAGUGGACCAUAGAAGCUGACAUCCAGGGGCUGGAUACGAUGGGUACAGUGGGCAGGAAAUCAUAAAGGGAUUAUUCCAUUUCUUCUGGCAAACGUCAAGGCAUUUAAUGAUUUGUGGCUAGUGUGCCCAUCCAGAAGUAAUAACACUUUUGAGUCGGGAGAAGCUUUAACAAAAGUCUGAAAAUGCUUUAACCAUAAAGCAAAGGAAUCAGAUGUCAUCCAUCCAGUCUCGUUAAAUAAUCCCAAAGAACCUGGAGGUAAAGCAUCUAAAAGUUCCUCCUUUCUAUUUUUCCUAGAGAAAAUCAAAGCAGGUGGCACAAAAUUACCUACACUAUUCAUGCAGCAAACACAGGUUACAUGCUGACCUCUUUCAGCACUGGUUAAUGAUCCUACUUGUUUUCUUCCAGUUUUGGCAAAAAUUUUUGAAGGCCUUUGCACUGUGGACAAACCACUUUCGUCCAUAUUGUAAAUCCAAUGCACAUCAAGUUUUUCUUUUUUUAGGGUAUUUUCCAACGUAUUAAAAAAAAAUUGCACUUGGGGCCUAUUAAAUGUCAUGGCUCUAGCCGCAGACACAGCUUCAGGCUGCCUUAGAGAUAUUUCAGGAUGUCGCAUACGAAAUCCUGUCAGCCACUCUCGUCCAGCGCUACGAUCUUUAAAUCUAUUUGGAAUCGAAACGUAUCGUCCAUUUUUCUCUAAGAGACCAAAUGAAAACAAAACAAAGGUAAGGACACAAAGUCACGGUCUUAUCAAAUCCAUAUAAUUUCUUAAAAAAGCUCAAAAAGUGUUUCGCUCUUGAGCAUCAUCAGGCCUAGACCUAUACAGAUCACAUUACAACUACGUAAUGUGCAACAACUAAGUAAUGUGAUCAAUAGUUGUUGCACAUUACGUAGUUGUAAUGUGACCUGUGUAGGUCUAGGCCUGAUGAUGCUCCGUGGAGCAUCAUCAGGCUUGGGGAACAUUGAACAAUUUCGAUGCUUUCAGCCAUCCCAUUGGGCCACCUUUUACAGCGUUAAUUGCACUUAGCAUUGCUUGUUCAUCCCACGAUUGUCUAGUUGAUGUUCUUUCACGUUUUCCCACCAUAAUGUAACUAAAAAUAAACAAAAAAUACAAUAUUCCUUAAAUUUAAAUUAAUUUGAUGUUUGUUUGUAAAAUGACAUAGUAUGCCAUUUUACCUUCAUGCCUAUCUGUGUCGUUUUACCCGCAGUAACAGAUAGUCCUUUCAUAUUAAACGACAUUUCCGCGCACGUGAAUCUGAAGUAUACACUUACAUUUAAAUACUAACCCUGGUUUUACUUUAAAAUCAGCACAAUUUCGUAAUAAAAACAAACUUUCAAAACAGCACAUGCAAAAUUUCUACACCGCUAAAAAUAAUUUUUUGAGGUUAUCUUCUACAUAUCAUAAUCGUAAAACAAAUAGAGUGCCCACAUGAUAUCUGGUCUUGGUUUGUGACAUGCAAGCAAACUAUUGACUAAAUGGCGCCAGCAGUUGGAGAAUAAAUAUCGCUAUGUCAUUUUACAUGCUAUGUCAUUUUAGGACACCUUCCCCUAUAUAUGGAUAUUUGGCAGAGAUUAGCUAAUAGUUAAAGUAGCAUUUUGUUUUGCUAAGAUAUAAACAACAUUAUUUUUAAGAAUACAAUAAGAAUCUCCUGAAUUAUUAGCAUGGAUUAUUAAUGUAAAAGUACUCGUUUUUAAUUUUUUGUACGAGUGAAAUUAAGAUUCGUAUCCAUUAAACGUUAAUGGAAUUUUAUUUAAAAGCGAUUUAUCUUUUUUCUGAAAUGAUCGAUCUAUUAUACAAAUUUGUUUCGGUGAGUCUACGAAUAAUCUGUUGCAACGGCCGCUUUUUAGAACCUUACCAGUUGCUUUAAAUGACCUAAAUAAGUUUCAGUUAUAAAUGUUGAAAAAUUAUUCAAGCAACCAUAUUUCGUAACAUCAGAUAAGUGGCAUAUAACAGGUGAAUAUUAUAUUUUAAAUACACUCCAUAAUAUUCUUCAUUUUUGAAUUUCUUCAGUUUUCAUUUGUGAACAUAAAAUUAGAAUACUUGAAUGAAAAAAAUGUUCAUAAACCUCUAUGGGCAAAAUAUUUUUUUAAUCUAAAAAGGACCUAGAUAUAGAAAGAAAAGUCUAUAUUCCGUGGCUUUCUUUGAAGGAAAUUCUGUUAGUAAUCGUGAUUUUCUAUUAAAUUUCACUGAAAAAUAAGCUUUUUAUGAUAUUAAUCUACUUGACUAGGCAAUCGAACUUUAAAAUAAUAAAUUAAGUAAUUUUGUCAUUACACCCAAACAAACUGCAUGCAUAUAGCCUAUUGGAAUACAAGUUACCAAACAUAUAGAGGCAUUUCUCUAAGAUGGUGAUCUUCAUCCAACAUUAAUUUAAAUUGUAAAUCCAUUCUCCUAGGUUCAUCAGUAUUUCUCAUUAUCACUCUCGCAUUAAUGUAUUCUCCAGAUAUCAUACACUUAUCACAUGCAGAAUGGCCAUCAUGAGAUGGAGUACUUAAUAAAGGCUCGAGUAGGGACGUCACAAUUAAAACUGUAUAUUCCAUUGAUUAACCAGCAAAUUUAAUUGCUUAUAAAACUAUUUAAAAAAUUGUCAAGAUAGAGAGGUGUUGUUGAACUACAAAAAAGAGCAAUCAGAAAACGAGAAAUGUUAAAAUUUGUCACACAGCCUAAAAUGGGCCACAAUUAAACAUUAGAACUGUGGGAAAGAGGUAGGGCUAUAAAUCUUAUUAAUAUAGAAUUGUCAUUCCAAUCUACACAUUGUGAUAUCCUUUAUUUAAAAUGCCCAAUAUGCAAAUUCACCACUUUGAAGUUGAACUGUAUUAGUGGUUUGAGGAGUAUGCAGAAGCGAAGAACUCCACAUUCUAUUGCCUGGAUGAAGUCAUUGACACACCAUCAAAGGCUCUUGAUACAUCAUAAGAAAUUGUUACUCUGGAGUAAUGUUUGUUCAUAUAUAAAUAAAAGAAGUUUACAGAAGCUCUCUUGUAAAUUUUCUAAAAAUAGCACUAAAGAAGACUUAUAAUGAAUUAUUGAAGAGUCACGGGUAAAAUAUCACUCUCUAUUAUAAUACUAACCUAUAGACAUAUUACCUCCUAAAAUAUUCGUAAAAAAAAAUAUUUUUAAAUCUUCUAAAAAUGUACAAGGUGUUAUCAGAUUUCAUUACUGGGAUUGUAUUAUUUUCUGCUUUUACUGAUGUGUAAAACGAACUGGUUAGAUUUCUACUAACUGAUUAAUCUAUUUAUUGGUUGUUAUAACACCUUGUAUGUUACUCACGAAUUGCACAAAAAAAAAAUAGUAAAAAUUUAAUAAAACAAUAUGUAUAUUUAUUUAGUGUACGUACUUAAGUAAAUUCUAAGACAAUCAUCAGUAAAUUUCGAAUUCUAAAAAAGGCGUAUUAGGAAGGUAUACAGGAAUAAUUUAAGCAAAAAGCUAAAAUAUGUUAUAUUUAUUUAAAAUAUUAAUAAGGAGCGAUAUUUUUUUAUCAAAUUAGUAUCAUAUAAUUGACCCUUAUUGAGGUAAAAAAAAACUGAAGCUUAAAUAAAUAUUUUGGUCAAUUUUAAAUAACUGAUCAAUACCAUGUUUAUUCCGGUGAAGUCUUAUUUAUUCGGUAAAAACUAUGGAUAUUUCGUAGAAAUCCAGUUUAUUCUUACACCCAAAAAAUAACAUAAAACAAACAAAGACUCAUAUUUAUUCAAACCCUAAACACACAAAUCCGCUGGUAUAUUGCCAGACUUUGUAUGUAUGUAUCUAACAUGGCGUAUUGCAAUUUCAAUAAACGUUAUGUGUAUUUAAUAUUUGUACUGUGUGUGGUAUUUGCUUUUCAUAGCAAUCUAGGGAGGCUUUAGGAUUAAGUAGACUUGUACAGAUUGAUGUACUAAGUUCGACCUAUAUGCAAAUGAAUCCCAUUUAAACUACGCUUCAUUAUAAAAAAAUUAUCGGGUAAAAACGAAAGUAAUGACAAAUAUUUAAUAAUAGUGAAGUAGUAAAAAAUAAUUAACUCGUUUAUUUAUUUACUUAUUCAUCUCAUCAACUUAAGUUAAUUUACACAAUACAAAACUUAAAUAGAGCUAAAUUAUAAAAUGAACAUGAGAUGAAUAACACUGGGUGUAAAUAUUUUUCUUAAAAUCUGUACGGUAAGAUUUUAUUUUUGAUAAGCAUUAACUAUUAUUCUAAACCUUGGUGAACCACUCCCUAAGGUUUCCAGAAAGAGCAUUAAAGAACUUAAAUGACCCUUAUCGUGGACUAGUCCACUAUACAGUAUUCUUCUUGCUUCAGCUAUUGCUAAGGUGAAAAUCUUAAUGAUAUCAGAUUUACAAGGCUAACAAGAAAGAACAUUUUCCAAGAUAUGCUAAAAUGGAAAUGUCAAAAUCUUUAAAUGCCUGCCGAUCAGUCAUCACGAGUUACGACGAAACCCAAGUAAAUUUUUUUUUUUAAGCAAAUAUCUAAAUUUAUUUAUAUUUAUUUAUCUAGCUAUUUAUAUAGAAGUUCAAAAAAAUCUGCUCGCGAAAAAAUAGACCAAGAAGCAGCAAGAUAAAGAAAAAAACAAUAGAAUAACAGAAGUAAGAAAGAAAAAGAUGCUGCAUGCCAAUUAUGCCAAUUCUGGCUGUUCUAAGAGUCAAAAAGACACAUAGUAAUCCCACCAGUAAUAGAUACAUAGAAUAUGUAACCAUUUUUUUUAGUUCUCUAUAAAAACUUAUUUAGUCUUUUGAGUAAGUUGACUAAUACUUUGCCCAGAAUCUCCAAUCUACCAGUUGUGACCUUACUCUCCUAUUGCGUUGUGGAGUGGUUGAAAAUCAGAGAGUUAAUCAUAAGUAUUCGGCUUGCACCCUUUGUUCGACCUAUAAAUUAGGUCAGGUCGUCGUUCGGAGUAUAUCAGCAAAUGAUUCUUACAUUUGGCUUACACAAGAGAUGUCGGCUUCCUGAUUGAUUCUGCAAUCUUCUUCUUCUUCUUCCUCUUCUUUUAGGCUCUAGGAACAUAGGCCUCUCCAACUUCCUUCCAUGUCUUUCUAUCCUAUGCUACCUGUACUACCUGCACCCUUUUGAGGUCUGCCUAUGUUUUUUUUUAUUUGUCUCGGUCUCCAUCUUGUUAGUCUUAAUGUUCAUCUAUCUGUGUCAUUUCUUGCACCUUACUUCUUCUUCUUCUUAUUUCUUUAUUUGUUAUUUUUUCUCUUAGACUGAUGUGCAAUAUAUAUUUUUUUAUGACUCUCAAUAAACUGUAAGUUUUUAAACAGUUCUUUCUGUGAUAGUCAUGGUUUCCAGUCAGUAAGUUAUCACUGAUAAGAUAAGCUACCUUUCUAUUCAAGUUUAUUAGUAUAUAUUUUUUUAAAUACAUCCCAUCUUCCCAAAUGCGGCUCACGUUGGUGCAAUUCUAUUUUUAAUUUCCGAUGUCUGAUUUUUCUUUCCUAUUCUGAUCUUAUGUCCCAGAUAUAUAUACUGGAUGAUUUUUCCUAUUUUUUUUGUUGUCAAUCAACACUUCAAUUUCGUCAUUACUCGUUAUUUUUGUUUUUUCGUAGUUCAUCUCCAGUUUGAUUUGGCACGAUCCAUUCUUUAGUUGAAGCUGAUCUAUAUUGCUAGUAAUGAGUACAAUAUUGAUUCAACGCCCGUCGAUAUUAAUUCGAAAAUGUUCCCAUGGAAGCUUUUUAAAGGUGUCCUCCAAGGCCAAGGUAAACAACUUUACUUUGGAGAAAUAGUAUCUCCUUGUCUUACCCCUGUCUGUGUUUUGACUUUAUCUGUUAUUAGAUCUUUUACAUGGUGGUGUGCUCAUAUAUGUCUUUAAUAAUAAAAGCGCAUUGAGUCUAUUCUGGCAUUAUUCAUUGCUGUUAUGAAGGUCUUCUCAAUUAAAGUUCGUAUAGUGUGUAAGUGGUCCACUGUAUUAUAUCCUCUUCUGAAUCCAGCGUAUUUGUUUGUCUGGUACCCAUCAAGUUUUUUUUUUAUCGGUUAAUAAUAAUUCUUGUUAGAAGUUAGGUAAUAGUUUUACAUAUUUUUGAGGUACCCUUCUUAAAUAGUAAGACUACUUCCGUAUUCUUCCACGCUAUUGGUAUUCGUUUGAGAGACAUUUGUUCAGAAGCAUUUUUUAUUUAUCCCUUAGUAUCUUUUCUUCCAAGCUUUAGCAUUUCUGUUAUUGUUGUCUGUAUGAUAUAAUUAAUUUGGUCUUCUAUUUCAUGUUUAUUAUUCUAGGUCUUUCCUUCAACGAUUGUGUUCUCAGUACUUUCAUACCUUUAUUUUUUUCUAUUGUGUCCUUGAUCUAACAGGUCUCGUACAAUCGAAUAUCCUGUAGGUUUUUUUCUCUAUAUCCUUAUUAGGUUGCCUGUGUCGAUCACUACCUUUCUUGCAUCUUUUUCUUUUUACCAUUAAUUCUAUUGUUUCUUUAUCUUGCUGCUUCUUCAUCCUUAUCAGAUUUUUUAAACUAAAACUUGGAUACUCCCGGUUAUUUAUUGCUUAGAUAACUCAUCUAUGGUUAAACCUUCAAGGGAGCAUAAUUGGUUUUCUAUUUCUGUUUUGUUGAUAUUUAGCCUAUUAUUGUUAAUUCUUUAUUUGUUGGAAAUCAUGGUUUUUUGAAUAUUCCUUUCCUCAAUCCUCCGACCUUCCUUGGUUUAAUUUCCAAAAUUGCUUUUACUGCCCUGUGAUCGCUAUCAGCAACAAGUUGAUUUAGAACGGUGAAAUCUCGACAGAUUUUUCUACGGUCUAAGAAAAUAUAGUCAAUUUCGUUUUUUACUUUGCUCCAUUUUUUAUUCGAGGGCUUUUUGUAAAUUAAGGUGUUAAGACAUCAUAACUCUUCGGUGUUUAAGGAAGUACUAACAUAUUGCGUCUAUACUGUGUAGUAUAUGUUCUCCUGUUUUCUUGCAAUUGAUAUGUAUAUGUAUAAUUGUUCUACUUCAAGGUCGUCUGUUGUGCAUGUUGGAGCGUAGGUUUAAAUAAUUUGCACUCUGGAUCGCUUGUUGAUUUCGAGGGUGAAAUAUACACAUAACUCGAACUGACGCUGCACAAAAUGUACUAAUAGUAAUGUAUUACCAGGUAUUUAAGCCUUUUCUGAAUCAUGAUCGCCACGCCUCUCUGUGCAUCUGAGUUCUUUUGGUAUGUAAUAUGUCCGGAUUUCAAGCUUGUGCAUUUUUCACCUUACAGUCUGGUCUCAGAAUAUCCCAUUUGAUAUUUUCAAGUUCUUUCUGUAACUCUUCAAGGUGUUGACUCAUUGUUCUUAUGUUGUAUGUGGUUAUAUGUAUCCGUUGCCUUUUAUCUUUUAUUUCCCGUUUAGGUAGCGGUAUGCAAGACGAGUUUGUACCUUCCCCAGAAUCUUCUCAGAGGUGCUUCCUUCCCGAAUAUGAAAACCGUAUUCUUUCCGAAUAUUUAGUUUAUAUGUCUGUCGACAUGUUUAUACGACUGUCGACUAGUUGCGUUAACGCAACAUAUUAUAUGGUGUCUAUCCAUGAUUUUUCCUAGUCGGUCAGUUACCCUACGGAUCUUUAUCCCUACAAUAACUAACCUCUACGAUUGAUUAAACAUGAUUAGACAACAAACUUCUCUACUGAACAAAUAUUACUUGUUCACCCUACUAUUGGCAUUUGGUAGCUCUAUGUCUCAGAAAGCUUAUAUCCAUUAGACCAAAGGGUAAGUGCUUUCUCUUUUCUUUUUACGUCCUAUUCGUCCAAUGAUUGAGUUAUGUACAAAAACAUAUUCCUACUAUGAAAAUCUUCAAAAAAAUUGAAUUUCUAUACAUUUAUUUUUUCAAGUCAUUAUAAGUGCCUUUUUAAUGACUCUUCGAACGGUAGAAGUAAUCACCUUUGUCCCUAUUAGCUGUCGGCAAAUAGGAACGAAUUUCAGCCUCGGAUCUUAGACUAUAAGAAGUGAAGAAACAAGAGAAAAUAGAUAGUAUGAUAAUUAGUCAUGCGAAUUUCCAAAAUGCGAAAGGGGACACAUUCAAGUCAAGUGACGCAAUCUCUAAUUUUACACUUAAAUUAUUACUUACUGCUUAUCUUUGAAGAUGAAAUUGAAUGGAAAUGAGGCUUUAGGCUAGAUCACUCUCGGGUUUGACCUUUAGAAUACUGAAAAUUGACUGGGUCCACCUAGCGGAUUCUGCUGUCAGUUUUUUGUUGUCAACUGUAAUUUCCCACAUAAGGAAAGAGAAGGCAGGGUACGUAUUAACACUAGUGCUAAUACAACUUUACACAUGAUACUCAUAUACAUAUAUGGAGGUUUGAUUAAAGAUUUGAUUAUUUUAAUUAGAUCGAUUUAUAUUUAUAUUUAAUUAAUAAUAGGUUAAUUUAAAGUUUUCUUUGUAAUAAAUUUUACAGUUGCCUUAAUUAUCAUCAGCUAAAAUUCUUCCUGUAUAACCUUUACGUUUCAAUUAUUCAUACAUGCAAUUUAUUUUACAUAUUUUUAAUUAAAAUAAAAACUAUUUAAUUCUUCGUAAAGUCUUCCUAGUUUAACUUUAUUCUAUGAUGAAUACUAAUACCUAGUUAAUACCGCGUUCGUGUACAGAGUGUAUCAUAAAUAAAUGCAGAUAUUAAUUUCAAUAAAGAACAUAGUAACAUUUUUAGUUUUCUUAAGAAAAUGCAUAGUUUAUGAUCCAUUCAGUAUACUCACAAUAGGUGCCAAUUUCAAAAAUAAAUAAAUUACUACUAUAUUAUACUAAUAGAACUAGAAUAUCUUGCCUUCAACUGUUAAACUACGUAAUAGUCUUUGCUUCUGUUUAACACCAUUUAAAGCAAUUAUAAUACUAAUAAUAGUGGUAGGAAAAAUGCUCUAAGCUCAUAAUAUAUCUUAUUGUGAUCGAGCCGUCGCCAGAUGGCAUUUUAACUAAUUGUUUACUGUACUUGUAUAUACUAUUUUAAUACCCCUUUGCGAUUUAUUCAAGACAUCUAUCUAAGCAUGUGCCAAAUUAAAUAACAGAUGGCGUACCAAGGGGUAGUAAAUUUAUUCUUUCAUCUCCCGCUUCUGCCUUACAUUUAGAGAAAGGAAAGAUAAUAUUAUAUAUUAAAAACUAGUAUUAUAUACUACAUUUUCUGCGAUAGUAUAUUAAGAACUAGAACUAUUUCUACAUAAGGGAAUAUACUCUUAUAUAUAAAUUUAGAACAAACUUUUUCCAUUCUGAUUAGCAAUAUAUAAACUUAGAUAUAUGUCGCAUAUAUAUAAAUAUAUAGGUAAAAUUCUCACGUUCUAUAUUUGUUAUUAGAUAAUUUUUAAGAUAUACUUUUAUGUUGUGUUUAUUACAAUAUAUUUAUUUGGGUUGGUUGUUACGGAAAGAAUGGACCAAACAUGUAUAUAUAUAGAAAUUGAUUUUAAUGUGGUUAUACUUUAUAAUUCAAUGUUAAUAAUUAUUUUAUAUAACGUGUAAACAUUGGGCUUUUAGAAUAAAUUUAAUUAGUUUAAUGUAGAGUGAAGCAUAAGUGUUUUUUUGUAAAUCACUUUAGAAUGAAUAGAGCCAAAUCUGAGAUUUAGGCAAUCUCUUAAGACCAACCUCAAGGUUUGAAAUUUAGAGUGAGAAACCAUAUUCGGCUCUAUUAUAUGAUUGAACAGUUGCGUUAUUAUUCUUCCUUAAUUUGAUGUUGAGAUUCAGAGAUUCUACUCUAAUUAACUCGAAUGCCUCUCAAUGGUGUGGAGAAGUUUGUCUCGGUAUUUUAAUGCCACCUCAUCAAUUCUGUUAAAUUCUUUUUUAAAUUUUGUAUCUCUUACAUCUGUUAUUUGUUAGGAAGAUCAAUUUUAAAGAAUACGUUUAUUUGCUCUUUGCCAGUGGCGAAGCGUGAACUUUUUUUUCGGGUAGACAAACAAUAAAAAUCGUUAAUUAGAAAAAAAUGUGUAUUUAAUAUUAUUCAUUUUAAUAAAAUAGAGAAUGAAAGCGCAUGAAAUAUUACUCAAAGAGAAAAAUUAUAUAGUGAUAUAAAAAAGAAAAAAAUAAUUACUAUAAUAGCAUAAAAAGAUAGAUAAAUAAAAAUAAAUACUACUUAGAAAAAAACACAACAUAGGUAUAACUAUAACUUAUAAAUCCAUAAAAUCCAUUAUUUUAAAAUUAAUUAAAGACAAAUAAAAACACAACUAAAAUACAAUUGCCAAUAUCGAACAGUCGUUCAUAAAUAACCUCUAAAAAAACCUAAGAUGUAGAUAUUGCGGCCGACCAGAUCAAGCGUGUUCAUAAACAAUAACCCUCAACAGCAUAAUAAAAUAGCUGGUCGACUUCGAUAGACAAAAGCUCGAAUGUCUUUUCCGCGAGUAAAUUUUGCAUACGUAAUAGGCUGAAUGGUGAUGCGGCCGGACCUCUGCCACCUGCUUGAUGCGUAUAUGGUUCGAAUUGCUCUAAAUUUCGGAAGACAAAUAUCAAUGUGUCUUUCUGAGGCUCGUAUACAAUAAUUGGGUGUCAGCCCUGCAUUUUUAUUUUAAUUGGUGCGUCAGGCGAGGCGCGCCUUAGAUAUUAUAGAUAGAUAGAUAUUAUAGCCGUUUAGAUACUAUAUAAUAAUAGUAAGGAGCGACUACGUUCUGUGUUAUUUUUUUUUAAAUUGUAAUUCAACAAUUACAUGAAAUAAUUACGUAAUAAAUUAAUGACAAAUAACUGGAUAAUUUUGGGUAGACAGUGUCUACCUUGUCUACUCGUACGCUUCGCCACAGCUCUUUGCUGAUACUUUUUCUGGAAUAUUUUUGUAAUUUACAAAAAUACAACUUGUUUGGGAUAAUUGAAUCUUUCCUAUUCAGAUUUUUUUAAAAACCACAUUCGUUUGUUGCACACAAAGCACUUGCUUUAAGUAAAUUCACGACGUUUAAAAAUCGAUAAUUUCAUGUAUUCGUCUACGUGGCCAAUUCGUCGCAUAUGAUAUAUGGCAUAUCGAAUUUAAAAAAUGUAGUUACUUUAGAAACGAAAACUAUUUUGAAAACAAUGAAAGGGCAACUUAAGUGGUCCAACAUAGACGCAGUGAUAACGGUUUAAUCCAAAACACAGCAUCUUACAUCCCCCUGAGUAUAAUAGGAAUGAUUAUAGAAGUGCACCAAAGCGAGAAAAGGUGUACUGUAAGAGUAGCCACUACCUGGAGUUCUGACAAGUAGAGAUUUAACUGGAUGGAAAAUUGUGCUUCUUUCGCACAUAAUAAACUUAUGGAUCAAUGUGGAGUUUAGUGCUCUCGAAAUACUUCGUUGCGUUUAUCACUUGCGGUAUACAAUUGCUUAGAAGAACAAAGUGAAAAAUGCAUCCCUUCAAUUACUUUUUACUAAUUGCCACCUUACUUUGUUGUUACUUUAACCCAGAUGCGAAUGUUCCGACCCGUAUGUAUAUCAAUUCUCCGUCUAGGUCCCAAACCGUAAUCUGCAGUUCUGAGCCUUCUCUUGCAAAUCCAUUUGCUUCUUCAUUUUCUGGUGACUUUUACACCCAAGGUCUGAUACCCAAGUUACAGUAAGUUUGUUUUCAGAGAGCUACAAUUUCUAAGGCAUUUAUGCCGUCUACAACUAAUCUGGACUUGACUUUGUAGGAACUGAUUGCCUUUAUUGCAGUCUGUGUAAAUAAAUUACUAUUCUUGGUACAUCUGCAUCUGUAAAAUGAUGAGAACACCACUACACUUAUGUUGGGACGAGGGUAAAAACGUUGAGGAGGGGGAUUCCCUGAUUUCUUCAAGGGGUUCUGAGGAAUUCGUACGUAUUGAUAUGAGACCAGGAAAAUCGCAAAGUAUAUGUUCCAUUCUCUCAUCUUCGCGGUUGCAUAGUGGGCUCGUGCUUAUAGUUUCAAUUUGAAAAAAUGGCCAUUUACUUAACAAUACCUAGUGAAAGAUCGAAUAUCUGUUACCAGGCGUAAUUUCUUUCUAUAAACUUCUUAGUCAAAGACAAUUUGCGCAUUGCCACCAAUUUGUACGGGUAGCUAAGAAGCUCCUUACAUAAAUUGCAGCCAUAAUCUCACCGCUUUUUAAAAAGCGGAUGAGACUGUUUUGAUUAGCUCUCCAGAUAUUCGUCAUAGUCAAGUUUAUAAAAGACUCCUGCCUGUUUUGGGUGAAAGCUUCCAUAAAGCUGCGACUCAAAGUUGCAGUGUCUCAAGUUGUAUUAUGUUUAAUUGAAUGUGUUUAAUUUUGGAACAAUCUGAGUAGAUGUUAGCGAAACCCACCAUUCGAUUCAUGCCAAUGCCCUUUAUGUUGAUUGUGUAGGUAUUUUCAAGUGCAAAGAUUGGCAAAGCAGAAGAAACGAGCUUGCUAUUACUCGCCAGAAGCAGAUAUAUUCAAACAAUGUGUGGCAUUCUUUAAAUAUGGUCUAGUUUCCGCCAAAUUGUGACGUGACCUAUUUUAUGGCUCUUCUUGGAUAUAAAUUGCACAGCAUCUCUUUUAGUAUUUCUUGUCUAGAUUUGUGACAAAUAAGUGUCUGGUGAAGAGUUAAGCUGUCAUUUUAUCAGAUAUAGCAUGUAAUCCAUUGACUUGACCUUUUGAUUUUUCUCCAGUUGCCCAAACUUAGACAAUGGCUUUGUAUGAGUAUUUUGUUGAAAUUGUUCUCAGGUGCUCGAAAAAUGCACGAACUUUUUCGCAUGCGGUGUCUCGAAUGGGUAUAUACACAGAUCUAAAUAGCUACACACCCCUCAGCGUUAAAGCAGAGAAUAACAUUAAAAUUAUAAAAUCCCUUCUGACGAUGCAAAAUAAUUUUCAUUCGAAAUGGUCGUCCGUCUCCCGUCUGCGGCGAUUAAACUUGGGAACGAAGGAAGGAAAAUCUUCGUUUGGUCAACCGGCUUAAAACGUCGGGCGACAUUUCGGGCCCGCACUUUGCCUAUUGGAGUAUUUAUCUGUUGCGUAGCUAUUUAGAUCUGUGGUAUAUACCAUUCGAAUAUCAAAGUUCGUGUGCGAUUUUCAAGUUGAUUCUGCCACUUAUCUUGUUUUGAUGUCUUGUUUUUUUUUUAAUUUGUGUGAUGUUAUUUAAAAAAAUAACAAUAAUCAAAUGGCAAGAUUAAACAAUCUUGUGCAAAGAAACGUUGUCGAUGCACUCAAAGAGACUGAAACUCAAGCAGAUAGAAGGAAUAGGAUGGACUGAGUGUAAUCUGUCCGCUACUUUUAUCCACAAGGCUUGUGCAGUUUUAGCUGAAAAAUCUUGGGUGAAUUUGCUCGACUUUAAUUCCGAGUGCUCUUCCAUAAAUGAACUUAGUUCUUUCUUUUGCUCACUCGACACUGUAAUAUAUUUUUAUUUUUUUGAAUCCAUCCUAAAAAAAAAAGUUUAUUCGAAAAACCCAAGAAACGCCAUGAAAAAAAAUCUUAAAAUUUCCAUCCCGUUUGACAUGGCCUCCAAUAGCACUCGACUUUGCUACGUUGCCACUACAUUUCAUGUUCGUAUGCGAAUGAAAUUUCGAAUGCCCUUCAAAAAUGCACUUUUUAAUUCGUGUGCGAAUUUUGCCGCUCGACUUUGUUCGCAUUCGAAGAUUUUCGCAUGGUUUCGAAAAUACGACCCCUGGUUUGUAAGAUUAAAUUUGGUACUUUAAAAAUUCAUUUGGUUAUAUUCUGUUUUUUUCUACCUUAUGUUUUUCUUUUUUGAUUGCGUCAAAUUUAAUUCCAGGAUUUGAUAUUAGGAAUAAUAAAUAUUUAAUGAGAAUUAAAGUAACAUCAGUAUCCUAUUAUUCCUUAUACAGGGUGUCCCAAAAUUAGUGGACGAAACGCGAACCAUGUAUUCUUUGGUCAAAAAUAAUCUCACUUUUUCCUAUAAACAUAUAUCGGCAAACGCUCCCCAAGGGAGCUACGCCCCUUUUAAAGGGGGCACCUGAAGAUGGUUUUUUCCACUUAUUUUCGAAACGGGUAAAUAUAAAAAUUUUAAAUUUUGGUAUUCUCCCAAUUUUGAUAUGCUGAAUUUAGUUGUCAUUUCAUAACUUUCA
Messenger RNA from Anthonomus grandis grandis, 19385 nucleotides. It is a transcript of the gene Pkc53E, whose product is annotated as protein kinase C, brain isozyme. The coding region runs from base 197 to 2209 and encodes 670 amino acids. The record is from RefSeq and is a predicted model, not a curated record. Gene Ontology annotation, molecular function: diacylglycerol-dependent serine/threonine kinase activity; ATP binding; zinc ion binding. Lineage: Eukaryota; Metazoa; Arthropoda; Insecta; Coleoptera; Curculionidae. The transcript has 15 exons. Gene Ontology annotation, biological process: protein phosphorylation.